This is a messenger RNA of Protopolystoma xenopodis, 285 nucleotides long. Lineage: Eukaryota; Metazoa; Platyhelminthes; Monogenea; Polystomatidea; Polystomatidae. The record is from the annotation of a GenBank genome assembly.
AUGUAUCAUUUGAAGAAUAGUAACUCAUCAUCUUACUGCUUUGUCACCCCCUCGCCACAUCAGAUACUCCACGACUGCAUUUCACCUUUCCUUGUCGGUUUCCACGGCGCCUUCCAGUAUGAAGGCAAUAUCGACAUAAUCAGUGAGUUUAUGGACCUUGGCGGUCUUGACAUCAUUCUUAACUACGCCGGCCGCCUUCCAGAACCGAUAAUCUCAAAGAUUGCUUCAGCAGCAAUAACUGGACUCACUUAUAUGUGGAGGUCCUUUCAUUUGAUCCACCGGUAA